AUGCAGCUUCUACUAACAAGUGCGGCCGUGCUCCUGGCUACUUCUGGAGCCCUAGCUGGAACAAAGCACGAAGUUCCUGGACCAACUGUCUUUAUCCGCAACGGAACAAUUAUUGGCAGAAAUGUCAAGACCCUCAACCAAGACCUUUUCUUAGGAAUCCCUUUCGCGCAGCCUCCAACCGGAAAUCUUCGCUUUAAUGCGCCUCAACCCGCAAACGAGACCUGGGCAACGCCUUUGAAUGCAUCUACAUAUGGCGGCCACUGCAUUAACUACCUUCUGAGCUUACCUUUUGACCCCUCCGACAUGGCGACGAGAUAUCCCCAGAGCGAGGACUGCUUGACAAUCAAUGUUGUCCGACCAGAAGGAACGAAAUCUAAUGCCGGUCUUCCUAUGUUGGCUUAUAUAUACGGAGGCAAUUUCCAACAAGGAGGCUCCAGCGACGACAGGUACAAUGUUAGUGCCCUUGUCAAGAAGUCGGUUCAAAUUGGCCGACCGUCAAUUGUGGUUAGUAUGAACUGUCGCCUACAAGGAUGGGGCAUUUUGGCUGGAAAUGAUGUUAGCAAACAAGGUCUCCUGAAUCUUGGUAUACAGGACCAGCGACUUGCUCUGCAGUGGAUUCGGGACAACAUCAAUGCAUUUGGAGGAGACCGCCGGAGAGUCACCAUCCAAGGUGAAUCAGCCGGUGCUGCCUCGGUAGGCUUUCACUUGUUAGCCAAUGGAGGAAGGGAUGACGGCCUGUUUAGUGCUGCCAUUUGUCAGAGUGGCGGACCCUACUACUUUGGCAGCUUUACGCCAGCUGCACUGGGGGAGAGGCCGUAUGAGAGCGUCCUAAAAGCAACCAACUGCACGAAUACGCAUGACAAACUAGAAUGCUUGCGCGCCGCGCCUUUCGAAUCUUUGAACAUGGCCUUCACUGAUCUUUCAUUCCUUCCAGUCAUAGACGAAACCCUCAUCCCUGAAUAUACCUCUACAGCUCUUGCGAAUGGCCGUUUUGUAAAGGUCCCUCUGCUCAUCGGUGCCAAUACCGAUGAGGGUAAGAUCUUCGCCGGCAGGGGUGUUAACACGACCGAUGAACUCGGUACUUCCAUCAUGCAAUACCCAUAUAUCCAUACGGCCAAUAAUGAUACCAUUCGUGAUCUACUGGAAGCCUAUCCCGAGCCGGGUACCAACUCGACACAUGGCCAAUCGGAUGACACCCUUCCAGUGCCCGCACCGUACGGUAAACAAUUCCUGCGCACCGCAAGAUACACCGGGGAUGCCCUAUUUAUUGCUGGACGGCGGUACUCGUGCGAAAUUUGGACUCGACAUGGGCUCCCUUGCUACAGCUACCGGUUUAACACGAUUCUUGGCGACACCGAUCCGCUGUACCUUGGCGCCACCCAUUUUCAGGAUGUCUCAUUUAUCUUUAGUAACAUCUUGGGACUAGGCAUGCCAUCAAAUGCUUUUGAUGUUCAGCCUCUAGAAAGAGAAGAGAGAUACAAAAGGUUAAGUGACUUGAUGGGUCGGAUGUGGAUGAGCUUUGCUGCAACGCAUUCUCCCCAUAAUCACAAAGGUAUUACACAUAUCGAACAGUUGCUAGUGGGACUUCUGCUAAUUAUCACAUUUUGA
Molecule: messenger RNA, 1608 nt
Organism: Fusarium sp. VM40
Lineage: Eukaryota; Fungi; Ascomycota; Sordariomycetes; Hypocreales; Nectriaceae
Source: the annotation of a GenBank genome assembly